Molecule: messenger RNA, 184 nt
Organism: Paramuricea clavata
Lineage: Eukaryota; Metazoa; Cnidaria; Anthozoa; Malacalcyonacea; Plexauridae
Source: the annotation of a GenBank genome assembly
GGCAACCCCCCAUUCCACUACUAACAUAUCCCCCUCCGAAAGCCUCAACAAUAGGAAGGUAAAGACAAUGUUACCGGAGUUGCCUUCUACUUCAAAACAAGAACAGAAAGCAAUGGCUGAAUAUGAUGCUCGGAAGAAAGAACAACCGUCGGGGUGCCAAGGAAAGUUGAAUCAAACCAGGUGA